AUGUCUACGAGCAAGUAUAAUAUGGAAUCGACAACACAAGAUUUAAUCUGGAAUAAAUAAAUUUACAUUAAUAUAAAUAGUAUAAAUAAUACAAUGCUGAGUGACAUCUAUCGUAAUCAGGGUUUGUUUAAGGCACUUUUCCUAACCAUAGGAUUAGUGCUGAUUGUAUUUUGCUUCUUUUUUAAUGUUGGUGAGUACAAAAGCUUAGCUAAUACUAAGUCAAAAGCUUACUACACAUUUUCUGCAAGAUUGCACACAUCAUCUUCAGAAGGAAUUGAUUGUUAUUAAGAUAUCAAAAGCUGCAACGGUGAUGGAUUUUGCAACACUGUUAAAACGACUCCUUAUUUAGGGGGAUUUGCCUUGGGAUUUAUUGGAUUAGUUCUGAUAUUUUCAUUCGGGGAAUCCAUAAUAAGUAGAAUUAUUAAAAAAUAUCAUAUUUGGAUAAUUCAAUUGGUAUUCCUAUUCCUCGCAUGGGCAUUAAUAUUGAUCAUUCCUAUUUUGUAUUUAACAACAAAAGGAAAUGAUUGGAGUUUAUGUUGGAUUCCAAUAAUAUUUGAAUUUAUUGCAGUAGCUACCACAAGUUUUUCAGCCUUCCUUUAUUAUAAAAGUAAUGAAACCAAGGGUCCAGGAUUAUUAUCAUGAUGAUGUUUAAAUACAUAUUUAGAUUUAGUAAAUUUUUAUCUAUAAUUAUUA
Paramecium tetraurelia is the source of this 693-nucleotide messenger RNA. RefSeq lists its product as uncharacterized. Lineage: Eukaryota; Ciliophora; Oligohymenophorea; Peniculida; Parameciidae. The record is from RefSeq and is a predicted model, not a curated record. The transcript has a single exon.